UUUCUGUUUCAAUCGUUUAUAUCGCUCCUCGUAUGUAUUGAUCUUCUUGUAGAUAUCCUCUCAUCGCGACUUCUGCUAGUGUCACGAGCCGCUCGCACAGCUGUGUUACCCGAUCAGAGCUUCGAGUCCCAUGCCAGUGUAUUUACCGUUGCGAUUUGCUUAUUCGUAAGUGUGUUCGUCCGUUGAGUUGAGAAUUUCGCGAUGUUUCCGGAAACCAGAAGGGGUCGCAAAGCACACAGGGAUCCACUUGAACGUGGGACUAGGCGAACGCUCACUGAUGUUUCUUUCGUGCGUCGCAUCGAGGUAGAGGAUGAGGGCAGCGAGAUUCACUCUGUGUGCCCGGAAUGCUCUCCAGGACUUCGGGUUGACUAUUCUUUACCGAGGAACCUGCCAUACGGAUGUGACGUGUUCAUUCCCACCUCUGCCGCAAACGUCCGGGUGAGGGCCGUUGCCCUUGGCCGCUCACACCACCGCUUUCGACGCAGCAGAUCAGCAGAAAGUACCCCGGCAUGUAACAAGGAAUCUUCAUGUAGUCACAGUAUUUUGUGUCAGGCUUCGGAUUUGCCUUUCGUUUGCUCCCGCUCAAGUCUCUUCAUGAACUACAUCUGGAAUUUUUCUGCUUUGCCAUCGCCAGCGACAAGGUCACAACGCAGCGCUUUGGGAUGCUUUGAGGCUUUCGGCACUCCUUCCUCGUCACAACGGAAUGUCGAUACUCCUCUCUGCCUCCUCGAUACAAUCCAUGAUGCCAUUGUUGCUGGUGUGGAGUUAAUGCAUGAGGGUCCGACAGCAAAAAUGGAACGAAAGCUCUUCGGUGCCUCAGGUUUUGAGAGCGGUUGUAAAACAUCACAGGCUUGUGUUCAAAUCGCCCUAGGGCCGUGUCAAGAAGCAUUUGCGGGUGCUGUGGACUGCGAAGACCUGGUCACAAUCAAGAAUAUACAGCCGGAGACAAACACAAAGCUCGACUCGGCUCCCUCUGGCAUAGAGGUUUCAGACGAAGAAAGCUGCUUGCUGGACGACAGUUUUUCCUUGGCAACAUUUGGCUGGGACACCGACCACUUCGCGAGCGAGGACUCCCACACGUUCACAGAAGACGUGUCAGCUGAUAAUCUACUUUUCUGUGGGGAAAGCCAUGCUUUUAGGGUUGUGCCAAGGGAGGCUCAAGCCGCAAUUAACUUGCAAUCAGCGACGGUAUGCGCAGAGCAAAGGCGUUCCCCGAAGACAAGCAGAAGCUUGCUACAGGCAUGUCCGCUCCUCACAUUCUCAUCACUCGAUUUGUCACCGUCACCGACGGUAGGCCCAGCCGCAAGAAAGUGCUUCUGUCGAGCUUUCAAUAUAGCCCAGGGGCUCCAUGGGCUUUGCCAUGAAGAAGUUUCACCACAAGGGAAAUGCAGUGGCACACAUUGCGGUGCCUUGCUUUGUGACAGAGCUAGUGUCGUGGAGGGAGCGAUGGGGAUUUCUGGAGCCUUCUCGCACUAAUCUGCUGUUGUUCUUCUGCAACGAAAAAGCCAGAGAGACAGGAAGAGGAAUUCCCUGCUACAAGGUCUCCACACGGAUUGAGGAGUCACUGCAACUUGUCACAAAUCACUUGCGCGAAGAUUUUUGUCAAGGCAUAACGCAAGCCUCGCGAAGUGUAUGUAGGCGAUUUCGGCAACCAGGGAACGGCUUUCAGUAAAACCUUGAACAGGGACGUUAUCGCUUAACCGUGCCUACCUCAGUUAUUCGAACACCACGUUUCAACUGACAAUGAUGACUUGAGGUUUUUCGCUCC
Toxoplasma gondii ME49 is the source of this 1768-nucleotide messenger RNA. RefSeq lists its product as hypothetical. The record is from RefSeq and is a predicted model, not a curated record. NCBI's taxonomy places the organism in Eukaryota, Apicomplexa, Conoidasida, Eucoccidiorida, Sarcocystidae. The transcript has a single exon. The coding region runs from base 202 to 1476 and encodes 424 amino acids.